Messenger RNA from Setaria italica (foxtail millet), 2204 nucleotides. RefSeq names its product U-box domain-containing protein 33. Lineage: Eukaryota; Viridiplantae; Streptophyta; Magnoliopsida; Poales; Poaceae. The record is from RefSeq and is a predicted model, not a curated record. The transcript is spliced from 6 exons. The coding region runs from base 111 to 2204 and encodes 697 amino acids. Gene Ontology annotation, biological process: protein phosphorylation. Gene Ontology annotation, molecular function: protein kinase activity; ATP binding.
UGCUAAAGUACUAAGUACAUGCGUUCAGAACGAGAACGACGCUGACUUUGCUUGUUCCCGAGAACAGUUGCUAGAGAGAGGGAGGAGCGCAUCACCCCGCCGCCGGGGUGAUGGAGGUCCUGAGCCCGUCGCCGUCGCCGCCGCUGCCCAGCCCCUGCCCAAGCCUCCGCUGCGGCGGCCGCCGGGAGCAGCGCCACGGCGAGGCGUGGGUCCACGUGGCCGUGGGGAGGUCGCCGGAGAAGACGCUCGGGCUGCUGCGCUGGGCCCUGCGCCGCUUCGGGAACCCCCGCAUCGUCCUCCUCCACGUCCACCAGCCGUCGCCGCUCAUCCCGACACUCUUAGGAAAGAUUCCGGCGGCGCAAGCCACGGAGGAGCUGGUGCUCUCCCAUCGCAAGUCGGAGAAGGAAGAGAUGGACAAGGUCCUCCUCUCCUACCUCGCCUUCUGCCGCAGGGCCCAGGUGCAGGCAACGCUUCUUCGCACGGAGAACGACCAAAUCCACGACGGCAUCCUCAACUUGGUCAACCAUUACAGGAUCACCAAGCUUAUAAUGGGCUCUACACCUGACAAUUGCUUCAAGUUGAAAUAUGGCAAAGAAUCUUUAAUGGCUAGCAAUGCUCCUGCAUUUUGCCAAAUCUGGUUCGUGUGGAGAGGAAGGCAAAUCUGGACCAGAGAAGCGAGUGCAGCCAUCGACAACAAUGCUCCGGUUCACUACCAAGAUGAUGCCAUGACAACAAAAAGGAUUAGGUUCAGCUCAUAUUCUAACAACACCGAAACAAGACUUGAUGAAGGACAUGUCACGGGCGAGGCACUAAUGACAGUUGAUCUUAAUCAAGGCACUGUUUCAGAUUAUGACGCUCUUGGGGCACGUGAAGCCAACCAUUUCUACAGUAUGAACAUGGCAAAAUGGCAAGAUGCAGAACCGGCACUCAACUCAACCUUCUUCUCUGAUUCUUCUGUACAUAUGGACACAUUACCCUUCUAUUCUAAGGAAGUAUUGGACAGAAAUCUCAAACAUGUAAUGAUGGAAGCUGAUGAAUCAAGAAAGGAAGCUUUUGUUGAACUGCUGAAGCGCAAAGAAGCAGAGUCAAAAGUAGCAAGUGCUUUUGCCAGGGCAAAAGAGUCUGAUUCUGCUAAAAAACAUGAAAUAAAAAUGAGGGGGGAACUUGAAGCUUUAUUGGUAGCCACAAGAAAGCAGCAUGAAGAUCUUAUGAAAAACAAAGAGAGAGCUGUAGCAGGGUUAGAAUCUUCUAUGAGAAGAUUAGCCAUCCUAGAUGACCAUGCAGCAAAGAUAAAGCUUCAGACGGAUGAGUUUUCAGCAGAGCUUGAGCUGAUCCAAUCUUCCAUAGAAAAUCUCAAGCAGAACAAACUGAAAGUGCCAAAGCUUGAAGAAUUGCCAAAUUGCAUGUCAAAUGCUUUUGGAGAUGAUUUGUACAGCUUCAGAGAAUUUACAUUGUUAGAUAUGCAGUCUGCAACAUGUGAAUUCUCAGAGAGCUUCAAGAUACAGUCACAAGGUCAUGGGUGUGUAUACAAAGGAGGAAUUAUGAACAGAACUGUGAUGAUUUAUAAGCUGCACCCACACAGCAUUGAGAGCGUGAAGCAGUUUCAGCAAGAGGUUUGUAUCCUUGGCAGGGUGAGGCACCCUCAUAUACUGACAUUGGUUGGGGCAUGCCCAGAAGCGCUGUGUCUGGUCUAUGAAUAUCUGCCAAAUGAGAGCCUUCACGACCGCCUCUUCAGCAGAUGCAACAGCCAUUGGUUGACAUGGAAAAUCCGUGCACGUGUUGUUGCUGAGAUAUCGGGUGCUCUGCUGUUCUUGCAUUCAUGUAAACCUCAGAUGAUCAUCCAUGGCAACUUGAAGCUUGAGAACAUCCUUCUAGAUAGCGAAUUCCACUGCAAGAUAGCCGAUUUUGGUAUUUCUCGGGUAUUCACGGAUAACACGACGGAUUACCCAUCAUUUGUGGAGGGUUCCGAGCUGAAAGGGUCCUUUCCCGACACAGAUCCAGAGUACAAGAGAAGCAAAGUAAUGACGCAGAAGUCUGAUAUAUACAACUUUGGAAUGGUGAUACUCCAGCUACUGACCGGAAAACAGGAGCUUGAAGGGCUUGCUGGUGAAGUAAGGCGUGCUAUCUCUUGUGGCAAGCUAUCAUCCAUUCUCGAUCCAACGGCCGGGCGGUGGCCUACGGAGGUGGCUGGAAGGCUAGCAUAG